AUGGAAACAUCAGCAACUCCGCAUCCUCCCUCGCUCCCAUCAACCCCAAAUCGACGCUCGCCGCUCGACGGAUACAACUCCCGACGACCCGUCCCGAAAAUGGCGCAGGGCGCGAUAAAACAGUCGGCCAAGGCGAAAGCCGCCAAGGCGACGCACUCCAAGAAACAAGCCUCCAAAGUCGGCAAGAAAAAGACCAAGCCGAGCGUCGACAAGGCGCACAAGAAAUUCACGGCGGGGUUGACGGCCAAGACGGAGGCGCUGCUGGGCGAGAGGGCGGGACACCUGGAGCUGAUUGGCAAGGGGAACAAGGGCAAGGACAAGAAGGCGACGAUUUCCAAGGGCGGCUCCAAAAAGUUUGGCUGA
Molecule: messenger RNA, 363 nt
Organism: Ustilaginoidea virens
Lineage: Eukaryota; Fungi; Ascomycota; Sordariomycetes; Hypocreales; Clavicipitaceae
Exons: 1
Coding region: 1-363 (120 amino acids)
Source: RefSeq, a predicted model, not a curated record